This is a messenger RNA of Ostertagia ostertagi, 336 nucleotides long. The record is from the annotation of a GenBank genome assembly. NCBI's taxonomy places the organism in Eukaryota, Metazoa, Nematoda, Chromadorea, Rhabditida, Trichostrongylidae.
AUGGUGAAGGGUGUCACCAAAGGUUUCCGCUACAAGAUGCGAUCCGUGUACGCUCAUUUUCCUAUCAACGUCACCCUCCAAGAUGGUGGAAGAACCGUUGAGAUUCGUAACUUCCUGGGAGAGAAGAUUGUUCGCCGUGUGCCUCUUCCGGAGGGUGUCACCGCCACAUUGUCCACUUCACAAAAGGACGAACUCAUUAUUGAAGGAAACGAUAUCCAACUGGUAUCUCAAGCUGCCGCUCGUAUCCAGCAGUCUACAUCUGUCAAAGAGAAGGAUAUCCGUAAGUUCCUCGAUGGAAUCUACGUAUCGGAGAAGACCACCAUUGUUCAAGAGUAA